Molecule: messenger RNA, 2630 nt
Organism: Pieris rapae (cabbage white)
Lineage: Eukaryota; Metazoa; Arthropoda; Insecta; Lepidoptera; Pieridae
Exons: 4
Coding region: 85-2628 (847 amino acids)
Source: RefSeq, a predicted model, not a curated record
UUAGCUUUAAAAUUUACAGCAAUAUGUUAUAAAACUGAAAAAAAUUUAAAACUAAACUCCCAUCCCUUUAUUUAUUUAUUAACAAUGUCGAAAAACGAUGACAGUCUCUUCCUUCUGGAAGUAUUGAUAGAUAAAAUUGUAUUUGUUAAAAGUCCUUGUUUUUCAGACAAAGAUUUUAGAACGUGUGUUAACAUCGAGUGCAAUGGAGUUGAGCCCUUAGAAGUAUGUGAUGAUGAUCCAAACGUGGGGAUUGCGAGUAGUGGUGGGCCAUUCGUUAAACAAUUCAACACAGGAAAAUCAUGCCUCUUUUCACUCAAAGAAAGUGACAUUAGCGCUGCCAUGAGCAAAUUUCCUGUAAAAGUAACGGUGUAUAAAUCGCUUCCAUGUGGUUGUCUACCAACAAAAAUAGUUAUGGGUGAAUGUACAAUAGAUAUGACAAAAGAGUUUGUUGAAACGAGGAAGAACUUCCUAGAAGAUCCGUCUAGCGUCAGCUAUCAAGCAUUGAAGGACUCAUUUCGAUUCGUUGGUCCAGACGGUGACGAGACCGGGGAGAUCGUAAUGUUUUUACGAAUAUCAUGCUUUGGAAAGUUGAUCAUAACUUCAUUUCAAGGUGCAAGCGGUGGUGCCCCUAGUUUGGGUGGAAAAGCUGGAGGAAGUUCAGGGAUUGUAGAUAGGUCGUGUACUCCUAAAAAAGACUUUCAGUCAACAGAGGAUCCUUGCGUGUGUGGUGCAGCGAGAGGCCAUGGCGGGGCAGGUGGUUCCGGUGGAUACACUUGCACUGGCGGUGGCGGCGUUUGUCCUCCUGCUCGAGAUCCUUACAAUACCAUGCCGUGCAUAGAUCCUGAUGAUCCUUGUUAUUGUUCUGGACCUAAACCUGCUGAAAAACAAAACAUGGCCUGUCGAAACACUGAUCAAUAUUGUUUACAUGUCCCUAAAGAUUGCUGCCCCACUGGGAACAAAGUCAUAUUCCAAGUACCAACGGAUUCUUGUGGAAAUGGACAUAAACAACGUGUCCUGUCGAGCUCUCUAUUCUACCAAGAACUGAACGAUGAACAAAUAAAUAAAUUACUCGCAAAAAGCAGCGUGGAACUUCCUUUAGAUAAAUGUAAUAAACUUAUGAAAGUGUAUAACAACGUAAUACUUUUACCGUCCUGCGAAAAUAGUGUACUUAAAACACUCAAGAUGUCGGCACCAAUGAAGUUAUUAUCUGAAGAACCAUCACGAAGUUACACGAAUUUGAAUUUGUCCUAUAGCUCCUUGACAAGUACCUGUUAUGAAAGAAACACAGAAGCUUGCUAUCCAAGAAGUUCAUAUAACAGUUUUGGUACAGGGAAUUAUUGUGAAACAGAAAGUGCAUUUGGUGCAAGGGAAACGGCCGUAUACAUGACUCUUUUUGACGAAUACUGUCCUAGUAAAUGUUCAGGUACUCAGGCGACGGCACUUAUAAACAAAUGUUUUCAAGUUCGCAGCGAUAAUAAUUCCUACGAUAUGAAUUCUGACCAGUAUUCCAACUACACGAUGUCAACUGUACCGCCCCAAGACAGUAGAAGUGUUCGAUACGUUACAGGUGCAAUGAAUUAUUCAGAAGUUUACUUUUUCGGGAGAAAGAAAGAGCCAGAAAAGGGGAUGGGAGGAAAAGAAUCUAAAACAAGACUUUGUAAAACUGGAAAACCUCCAUCUGCUCCUAGUAAAAGUACAGCUACCAAAACGACACGAUCUAAAGACCAAAGUACUUGCUCAUCUCAAACAAAAAGGAAAUUGGGUGCAAACACAUCAACAGGUACUUAUAAAUCUGUUACAAUCAAAGACGAUAAGCCUGAAAAGCCUUGCCCUGCUGUGAGUGCUUCAAAGGGGGAGAUGAUGGCGACUGUAUCACAUAUUAAAAUAGGACCAAAGGAACCUUGCCCCGUGCAUGGUAAGGAUCCGUGUCAGGGACCAAAGUGCAUUGUAGCAUCUUCCGGAGAAAGUUCAGCCCCUGUAAAGGUUACUACAGUUACGAAUGCACGAAGAGGUGUUUUUGAAUUAGUUAUUAGAAGAAUAACAGGUGCACCACUGGCCAAAAAUGAACUUCUUCUUGAAUGGACACCCCCACCUUCCCGCCCACCUCCUUGUGGAUCACCAUGCCCUAUACCAUGUACCUUUCCAGGGCCAUGUAGACCAUCCAAAUGUAAAUUAAUAGUUUGCAAACCAUCACCAUGUAGGCCUAAAUGCUGCAAAAAGAAACCAUGCGGUCAGCCAUGCAGACCGCCAUGUAAAAAAUGUUGCAAGGUAAGCUGUUGUGGAAAACCUUGUAGCUCUUGCAUUCCUUUUCCACCGCCACCGUGUAAGAAGCCCUGUACACCUCCAUGCUGUAGAUUACCAUGCAAGAGUUCACCUUGCUUGAAGCCAUGUCCAAUUGGUCGUAAGCGCCCACGUAAGUCUAAAAGUCAACCAAAAAUCAAAGCGCACAAGAAACAUCAGUCCCCGUGCAAUAAUAGAGUUAAGGCAUGCCCCGUAGUAAAGUGCCGCAGCAUGCCUGGAUGUUGUGCCAUACCAUUACCUUGCCCACCGAGAAAAUGUUGCUCAGUAGCCCCAUGUAAGCCGCCCAAGUGCUGCAGAAGUAAUUGUUCAUCCUGCUGCGGUUCCUAAAU